Molecule: messenger RNA, 1892 nt
Organism: Selaginella moellendorffii
Lineage: Eukaryota; Viridiplantae; Streptophyta; Lycopodiopsida; Selaginellales; Selaginellaceae
Product: eukaryotic translation initiation factor 2D
Exons: 8
Coding region: 45-1874 (609 amino acids)
Biological process (GO): translational initiation; formation of translation preinitiation complex
Molecular function (GO): RNA binding; translation initiation factor activity
Source: RefSeq, a predicted model, not a curated record
UAGGCUUGGUAGGGUUCAUAUCUAUAGAGAGGAGAGAGCGAGGGAUGUUCAAGAAGGCGAGCGAGGUCAAGGCGCAGCAGCGCCUCUCUGGCGCCGAUCGCAAGAAGCUGCGUCGCAGCAUUUGCGAGCGAUUCGGCCACGCCACUGACGCGCACAUCGAAUCCAUCCUGCCGGCCAAGGCGGAUGUCACCGUGGCGAAGCUCGCCAAUCCCAAUCGCCUCCAUGUCUACGUCGUGGAUGGAGGGCCGCCAAUGCUGUUCGAUGUCGAUGGUGAAGUCUUUCCAACAGUGUAUGCCCUGUGGAAGCUACCAUCGCUCCUCCCAGCUUUUAUUCUCAAGGGUGCUGAAGUCUCACGCUACGUUGUUGGUGGUGCCGAUCUUAUGUUUCCUGGCAUCACUAUACCCCCGGAAGGCUUGCCAGAGUUUGAGGCAGGCCAGCCGUGGGUUGUCAAGGUGCCGGGAAAUGACUUCCCCAUUGCUGUUGGAACGACGGCCAUGAGUAGUACCGCGGCUAAGAAAGCUGGCUAUCGCGGCAAGGCCCUUCGCAUUUUGCAUUUCUACCCUGAUACGCUCUGGAGCUCGGCUGAGGGAAGAUACGUUCCCAAUGCGGGUUUCUCGGAGGGCAUGAUUUCGGAAGAUCCAUCCACCAGCCAGCAGGCGGGUGAUGGUGAAGGCAGCGCUCAAGGUGUAGACGAACAAGACCAAGAACACGAGCAAGAACAAGAACAAGGUGGUGCCAAUAGUGGUGACGAUGGGACCGAAAUCUAUCAAGUAACGGAGCCAGAAUAUGUGGCUGUGGAUGUCAAGGACUUGAAGCUAGCACCGGAUACAUCGGCUGCCGAAGAAGCUGACGAGGAGUGUAGCAGCAUUGAGGUUGGAAGUUCAACGGGUGUUAGCACCGAGGAGAUGGACUUGCUACUCGACAGGUGCUUACUGCAGGCCCUGCAUACGACCGUCAAGGACAAGGAUCUACCCAUUCCUGCAAGCAUUCUUUGGUCAGGGCACAUUCUUCCUGCCAGGCCUGCAGGUAGCACGGUAGACAUCAAGAAAUCUUCGCACAAGAAGUUGUCAAAGUGGCUUCAAACCAAAUCUGCCAGCGGCUUGAUAGUAGCGAAGGAGAGCAAGCCUCGCAAGGAAAUCAUGUUGUGCAGCGUAAACAGAAGCCAUGCGCUAUACCAGGAGUUCAAGCCCGAGAAGAAGGUGGCUACCUCUGAACAUACCACACCAGAUUCGAAGAGCGCAAACGAGAGCGUGCAAAGUCCGUUUGAAGCCGUGGAGGUGUGGAAGCCUACUCACCAUGUGGCACCCAUAUUGAAUGCUGUGGGAGCCGAUGCAUCCAAGUUUUACACCGCGGCCGAGGCAAGUGAGGUGGUGUUUUCGUACGUGGACAAGGAAAGCUUGGUGAAACCAGACAACAAGGCGGUGGUUGCACUGGAUGCCGUCUUAUGCGACGCUUUGUUCAAAGGAGCUGUGAAGAAGGGCUCGUCGUACCCGUCGGAGGUCUUGAAAAGGGACCUCGGUGCCACAUUCCUGGGCCGGAUGCAAGCACAUCACAAGGUGACCAGAGACGGCAAGUCCGUGGUUCGAAAGGGAGCACUGAGAUGUGCACAGAUAAUAACGGAGCGAAGGCAAGGAAACAAGAAAGUGACGCGGGUGUCGGGCCUCGAGUCGUUUCUGGUGGAUCCAGAUGCGCUAGCAGCGGAGCUCCAGAAAAAGUUUGCGUGCAGCACAUCGUUGGCCGAAGUCCCCGGGAAGAAAGGCGAGAAGGAGAUACUCGUCCAGGGUGGCGUCAUAGAAAACCUUGGGAAGCAUCUAGUGCAACAGUAUGGGAUUCCAAAGAAGUUUAUUGAGAUACUGGAUAAGACGAAGAAGUGAUCAACUGGUUUGGGUGUC